Phytophthora nicotianae INRA-310 is the source of this 237-nucleotide messenger RNA. RefSeq lists its product as hypothetical. Bases 1 to 237 code for a protein of 78 amino acids. The record is from RefSeq and is a predicted model, not a curated record. NCBI's taxonomy places the organism in Eukaryota, Oomycota, Peronosporomycetes, Peronosporales, Peronosporaceae. The transcript has a single exon.
AUGCAACAGGUACUAUUCGUACAUACAGCUCGUGGUCAUCCGCAGCGGAUUCCGCUGGAUGACCACCCGAAUCUGGAUCUCAGAUCAUGUCGGCAUCGACUCUACAGCACCAAAGAACUUCAUCAUGAAUCCCAGUCACCUUGGUCAAGACCGGGCCGCCUUCAAGAGUACCAACGCUCACUGGCCGCCGCCACGCGCCUUGCGAUGCAUGUCAGCAACGAGAGCCAGCACCACUGA